CUCUCGAUCUGUAUGCUAUUCUGGCAUUUUCAUGGCUAUUGGAGAGGAACCAACCUCGGACAACCAACGAAGUACUAUUUCACAGUCGCUAGUACUGGAGCAGACUAAUUCAUGGCAAAUUGAUCAUCACGAGCAAAGUGGCAAGCAAAAAAGAAAGGCAGGAAGAAAAAAGUUCCGGGAGACGCGCCACCCGGUCUACAAAGGCGUUCGGCAAAGGAAAGGAAAAUGGGUUUGCGAGCUGAGGCAACCGAACAACAAAUCAAGAAUCUGGCUGGGGACCUUUUCACUCCCGGAGAUGGCUGCUAGGGCUUACGACGUUGCCGCCCUAGCUAUCAAGGGAGAGUCCGCUUCCUUGAACUUCCCUGAAGCGGCAUGUGCCCUACCACGCGUUAAGUCAUCAUCCUCCAUUAGGGAUAUACAGUGUGCUGCUAUGGAGGCCGCAGGGGCAUCUUCCUACGAAGUAAAUCCAUCUUCUUCAUUGUCCUUGUCCAAAUCAUGCUUGGAUAUGGUUCCCAAAACUUGUAGGAUAUCGUUUUUGGAUGAGGAGGAGUUGUUUAACAUGCCGGGAUUACUUGACAGCAUGGCAGAGGGGUUGAUCCUCACUCCACUAGCCAUGCAAAAGGGCUUCAAUUGGGACGGUUUGGAAAAUACCGUGGACCUGACUCUCUGGAGUACUGACUGACGUUAUAUAUAUAUAUAUAUAUAUAUAUGAUAUUUCACGUACAUGCAUGAUUUUAAAUUACGUACCCUUCCUAGAAUAUUUGGAUUAAUCUAUCCGAUUUGUAUGAGAAAGUGCAUUGUUUUGUUCAAAUAGAGAAAUUAUAGCACAUCUCUCCCGUUGGAGCUAACGUUUAAAGAGCUAUAUAUAUAUAUAAGUUAUUUUUUGUUUCUUAAUUGUUUUGGGAAGAGAACGGUAACGUUUAUAGAGCUCGUAAAUAUGAAUUGAUUAUAGCAAUUACUAUAAUUACUUGAACAUGCGUUUGCUGACUAAUUUCUACUUAUGACCCGACGUUUAUACGGGCUAGCUCGCUAUAUAUGGACCAUAUGGUAAAUGUUAAAAUUAAAAAAAUAAAAAUAAAAAUGUAAAUCGAUCCUUUUCCUCAGGGGCAUUCGGUCAUGAUCAUGAUAAUGUCGUAUAUUAUAUCAUUCCAACAUGAAAGUAUCAGCUAGCAUCUGAUUGCAUCGAUCGUUGGAUAUAGAACAUAAAUUUAAUUACACAAAAAUAUUGUAUUAUGCCACGUCAUUAUUAAUGCCGCUAGCUUCUACGUACAACAUCUUUCCUUUGGGUAACUCUCCUUUUAACUGAUCAUGCAUAACACACGGCUCGGCUAUCUGGAAAUCAAAUGAAAAGAAAAAUAAAAUUCAUCCGCACUUGUUCCGUUCAGAACUCAGAAGCUCAUCAUGAUCGAUCAGGUUCCGGCCGUACGCGCGUGUAAAUUACAAGGCAUUAUUUUCAGGUCCAUUAGAAGCACAUGACUUCAAGACAAAGGCCGUUUUGUUUUCCAUUUUGCUGUCCAUUUGUAUCUUCCAAGCAUUCAGACGAUUUUUUUUUGUUUAUCUGGCGAAUAAUCCUUCUGUUGAUUAUAAAAACUGCUGCGUGCCAUAUUUUCGCUAUUUGGAUGUGUUUUCCCCGAAUUGUUUGUCAAACCUUUGUC
Molecule: messenger RNA, 1655 nt
Organism: Carya illinoinensis
Lineage: Eukaryota; Viridiplantae; Streptophyta; Magnoliopsida; Fagales; Juglandaceae
Product: dehydration-responsive element-binding protein 1B-like
Exons: 1
Coding region: 32-682 (216 amino acids)
Biological process (GO): regulation of DNA-templated transcription
Molecular function (GO): DNA binding; DNA-binding transcription factor activity
Source: RefSeq, a predicted model, not a curated record